Messenger RNA from Amaranthus tricolor (Joseph's coat), 813 nucleotides. RefSeq names its product auxin-responsive protein SAUR64-like. Bases 86 to 493 code for a protein of 135 amino acids. Lineage: Eukaryota; Viridiplantae; Streptophyta; Magnoliopsida; Caryophyllales; Amaranthaceae. The record is from RefSeq and is a predicted model, not a curated record. The transcript has a single exon. Gene Ontology annotation, biological process: response to auxin.
UGAUCACAAAUAUUUCAUAUACACAUCUCUCAUUUCCCAAAUAACUCUUAUAUCAAUCCUCUCAUAAGUCAUAACAGAACACAAAAUGAUCAGCACAAAGAAACUUAUUAAGCUCGCAAGAAAGUGGAAAAGGAUAGCAGCUGCCAGCAGAAAGAGAAUCUCUUGGCCGCGACCAGUGGCCAAUGAGGGUCACUUUGUUGUCUACACAAGUGAUGGAAGCCGGUUUAUGAUCCCUUUGGUUUGUCUGAAGAGCGAGAUAUUCAUCGAGCUCCUCAAGAUAGCCGAGGAAGAAUUUGUUCUAUCAAGUUCAGGGCCAAUUACGCUACCUUGUGAUUCAAAUUUCAUGGAGUAUGCACUCUCUAUGAUUCAAAGAGGUGUAGCUGUCGACUUAGAGAAAGCCCUUGUCAUCACUUUAGGUAGCUGCAGACACUCAUCGUUGUCUCAAGAACACCGAGAACAAACUAAUCGACAAUUGUUUAUUUGUAGUUUCUAGAAAAUAAUACUCCAUAUAGUACAAUUUUGUAUAGGAAAUUAAUGUAAAUUGAGAAGAAAAUGUACCGAUUUUUCAAAGGUAUAAUUUUUAGUUACCAUCUUAGUAAUUUGGUGUAUUGAGCAAAUGAUCUAAAAUGCAAUCAUAACUUCUAAUAAGCUUCAUAUAUAUGCUCUAAUCAAAUCAUAAAAUAUAAAGGAGUCAUAUGGAAUGGUCAUUUUCCAUUUUCAAAAGUUAAGCGUUGAGAGCACAGUGCAAAAACAAGGCCACAUCACCGUAUCACUACCGUAUUGUAAAGGUUUAUGAGUUUAUCGCAACCGAAA